GGGAGAGAGGGAGUGACACCCCACCCACACCUGACAGGUGUUUUUUGCCAAGUGUGGGCCCUGGCCAGAGUCCCAGGCCAAAGUCCCAGGCCCAGGCCUGUGGACAGCCAAGAUGGCGGACCUGGAGGCCGUGUUGGCGGAUGUCAGCUACCUCAUGGCCAUGGAGAAAAGCAAGAGUUCACCUGCCGCUCGCGCGAGCAAGAAGAUCACCCUCCCCGAGCCCAGUAUCCGCAGUGUGAUGCAGAAGUAUUUGGAGGAGAGAGGUGAAUUAACCUUUGACAAGAUUUUUAGUCAGAAGAUUGGGUUUCUGCUCUUCAAAGAGUUAUGCCAAAUGAACAUGGAGGAAGGGGUUCCUCAGCUGAAGUUCUAUGAAGAGAUUAAAGAAUAUGAAAAACUGGACUCGGAGGAGGAUCGUCUCAGCAGGAGCCGGCAGAUCUAUGACACCUACAUAAUGAAAGAGCUGCUCUCCUGCUCACACCCUUUUUCGAAGCCAACAGUUGAUCACGUGCAAACUCAUCUUGCCAAGAAGCAGGUCCCACCAACCCUUUUUCAGCCCUAUAUAGAAGAAAUUUGUGACAGCCUCAGAGGAAAAACCUUCCAAAUGUUUCUAGAAAGUGAUAAGUUUACUAGAUUUUGUCAGUGGAAAAAUGUAGAGCUAAACAUUCAUCUGACCAUGAAUGACUUCAGUGUCCACCGGAUCAUUGGGCGAGGAGGCUUCGGAGAGGUUUAUGGCUGCCGGAAAGCAGACACAGGGAAGAUGUAUGCAAUGAAAUGCUUGGAUAAGAAGAGGAUCAAGAUGAAGCAAGGGGAAACUCUAGCCUUGAAUGAAAGGAUCAUGCUGUCCCUUGUCAGUACAGGCGACUGCCCUUUCAUUGUGUGCAUGACUUACGCCUUCCACACCCCUGACAAGCUGUGCUUCAUUCUGGACCUGAUGAACGGUGGAGAUCUUCACUACCACCUCUCGCAGCAUGGAGUGUUUUCGGAGAAGGAGAUGCGUUUUUACGCCACUGAGAUCAUCCUUGGGCUCGAGCACAUGCACAAUCGCUUUGUGGUCUAUAGAGACUUGAAGCCAGCAAAUAUCCUCUUGGAUGAACACGGCCACGUGAGGAUUUCCGACCUGGGGCUGGCUUGCGAUUUCUCCAAAAAGAAGCCUCAUGCCAGCGUGCACAGCCCUUUCAGGCAGCACAAGACCAAAGACAAGCAUGAGAUUGACCGCAUGACACUCACUGUGAAUGUGGAAUUACCAGAGUCAUUUUCCCCUGAACUCAAGUCUGUUUUGGAAGGUCUUCUCCAGCGAGACGUGAGCAAGAGGCUUGGCUGCCAGGGUAGUGGGGCACAGGAAGUGAAGGAGCACCCCUUCUUCAAAGGCAUUGACUGGCAGUACGUCUACUUGCAAAAGUACACGCCGCCUCUGAUUCCUCCGCGGGGAGAAGUAAAUGCAGCGGAUGCUUUUGACAUUGGCUCCUUCGAUGAGGAAGACACAAAAGGCAUCAAGUUGCUUGAUAGUGACCAAGAACUGUACAAGAACUUUCCCCUGGUCAUCUCGGAGCGCUGGCAACAAGAAGUGGCAGAAACGGUUUAUGAUGCAGUGAACAGUGACACAGACAAGAUCGAAGCGAGGAAGCGAGUGAAGAACAAGCAACUGGGGCACGAGGAAGACUAUGCUCUGGGGAAGGACUGCAUCAUGCACGGGUACAUGCUGAAGCUGGGGAACCCCUUCCUGACUCAGUGGCAGAGACGCUAUUUUUACCUCUUUCCAAACCGGCUUGAAUGGCGUGGAGAAGGAGAGUCACGAGACACCUGGCGCACUUACACAAAAAGACGCAAGCGGCAAAAUUUGCUGACUAUGGAACAAAUUUUGUCGGUGGAAGAAACUCAGAUCAAGGACAAAAAAUGCAUCUUACUCAGAAUUAAAGGGGGGAAGCAGUUUGUCCUGCAGUGUGAGAGUGACCCAGAGUUUGUACAAUGGAAGAAGGAACUGACCGAAACGUUCACAGAAGCACAGCGGCUCUUACGGCGGGCACCCAAGUUCCUGAAUAAAUCCCGCUCUGCAGUUGUGGAGCUCUCCAAGCCCCCCCUCAGCCACAGGAGCAGCAAUGGCAUUUAGAACCCAGGCAAGGAAAGGCUGUGCCAUUGCAGGGGAUGUCUGUCUGUCUGUCUGUCGCUGCAUCACUGUUAGUACCUUGCCCACUCCCCGGAGUUGGGUGAAGGGCUCAAGGGCAAGUGCUGAGCUCAGAGAAUAGUGGCACAGGGACCAAGGCCUCGGAGAAGGCUGAUGCAGCAACCAGGGGGUGGGGAGGGGAGUUGUUGUCAACAAAGGAGCAGACAAAAGGAGUGUCUUGCACUCACAGGCAAGCCUCCAAAAAUGUUGCUUAUUUGCAAUAAACCUCUUCAGGUGCAUACUGUAGACUUGCCAUCUGAAAGGGCAACUACCUGA
Messenger RNA from Lacerta agilis (Sand lizard), 2437 nucleotides. It is a transcript of the gene GRK3, whose product is annotated as G protein-coupled receptor kinase 3. Gene Ontology annotation, biological process: protein phosphorylation; regulation of signal transduction; G protein-coupled receptor signaling pathway. The transcript has 21 exons. The record is from RefSeq and is a predicted model, not a curated record. Bases 113 to 2107 code for a protein of 664 amino acids. Lineage: Eukaryota; Metazoa; Chordata; Lepidosauria; Squamata; Lacertidae. Gene Ontology annotation, molecular function: G protein-coupled receptor kinase activity; G protein-coupled receptor binding; ATP binding.